Messenger RNA from Protopolystoma xenopodis, 1284 nucleotides. Lineage: Eukaryota; Metazoa; Platyhelminthes; Monogenea; Polystomatidea; Polystomatidae. The record is from the annotation of a GenBank genome assembly.
AUGAAAUGUCAUUGCAUUUCAUAUAACCUUGUCUUCCGUAAGGCCCUCUUAUCCAGCUUGUCAGCCAUCUCACUCCAACUCUAUCCCAUCAUCGUUGCUAUUGUCCACAUCCAUACCAGUGUGGAUAAACUAAGCGAUUACAGCACGACUGCCAUCAGCACUGUUGGUGUGUGGUGUCCCAUUGACAUAUUGACCUCCACUUUUCGAGGCUACCGCCGACUAUUUUCACACCAGUCUUCUUCCAUUUUUAAUGAACACAAUGUGGGCAAUAAGCCGUGCGCAGUAGACGCAAGAAAGACUACCACGACGAUCAACCUUGGCGUCUCCAACGGUGCAAUUUGCCGAGCGUCAGCCCACACGGAAUCCGCCAUGGCGACGGGCCGGCCCACCUUCUGCGAGUCGACCGGGUGCCGCCGACUUGAAUUUGGGUCUCUGGGCCCACGUAGCCUACGCCUUUCUGACCGGGGGCCUGGAGUCAGUCUUUCCAAGCCCGGCUGUCGAAAGCCACGCCCGGGGUUGGAGAGAUUGACCUGUACCCACGAGUCAGACUUCACCAGUCUAGUCGACGCGAGCAACUUGGGCACUGAUAAAAUGCUUUUGAUGGCACCAAAAGAUGAUCUGGCACUUUGCAACUCGUCGGCUGGGCCAAAUGAGCCUUCGGUCGCGGCAUCAUUUUAUCCCAACCAAGAAGCUGAGGAGUACAAGUCAGGCAAAGAAAAUGGAGAGGGAGAAGUGGCAAAAGUCGUCUCGGAAACCGACAUCAUGAAGGGGAAACGGUUUGCACCGAGGUCGUUCCACGCCGAGGUCUACGAUACAUUAUUCGCCCUACAGAGUUUGUCAUCGGCUGCACCGCAGGUGCCCGGCCUUGGGGCUUACCUGUCUCGUGUGCGCGGAGUCUACGAAACACGCACUCUGGCCCUGCCCGAAGCUCGUUGUCUGGAGCUCAGCGCCGGGUCAAUGCCAGUGCUGCCGGCAAUGGUGUCACCGAUGGGGAUGGUGUCGAAAUCUGUGCUGUCUUCUGGUGUCAUCCGAGACGAAAUGAACCCCGGUUUCGGCAGCUUGGCUCGCCUGCCAGAUAUCACUAUCUUGAAUGAGGAAAGAGAUAUGGGCGAAGUCGCACGAAGAUGCGCACUUAUUCGGCCGUUCGGGUUCGGUACGCGCUUUUUCAAGUACCCGCUCAGUAACCGGUCAGUACGUGAACUUGGGAACUACCGAUUUAUGCCCCAAAUAACUUACAGUCAUGGCCACUGGCCUUCGACCGUGCAGGCGGGUUCACAUGACUGA